ACUUCGAUCAAAAAACUUGUCAAAUUCACAUCACAAAAAAUAGGGUUAAAAAUUAAACAUCAAAGCAAUAGUCCUUUUUGUUUUCCUCGAAAAUAUGUCUACUAAACCGGAUGAAUUCGAUGGAAGUGAAUUCGAUUGGAUUCAGAUAAGAAAGGAUUAUUCUGACCAACCUACAUUGACCCAAACUGAAAAAUUUAUGAAGAAAUUGAAGGAAAACCCCUUUGUUCCUGUAGGUGCUAUCUUGACUACAGGAUGUUUGUCCUACGGUUUGUACAGCUAUAGAGCUGGUAGACCCAAAAUGUCCCAACUUAUGAUGAGAUCUAGAGUUGCCGCUCAAGGAUUCACAGUAUUUGCUCUUGUUUUGGGGAUUGGAAUGGGCUUGCAUAACAAUUGAAACGAAUUGAAAUUAGACAACGAGAUGUGAUGUAAAAGAUUAUUUUAUGUUUUCGAGAUUAUGUUCAAUAUAGUAGAGAAAAGUUA
Messenger RNA from Harmonia axyridis, 480 nucleotides. RefSeq names its product HIG1 domain family member 2A, mitochondrial. The coding region runs from base 95 to 394 and encodes 99 amino acids. Gene Ontology annotation, cellular component: mitochondrion. Lineage: Eukaryota; Metazoa; Arthropoda; Insecta; Coleoptera; Coccinellidae. Gene Ontology annotation, biological process: mitochondrial respirasome assembly. The transcript is spliced from 2 exons. The record is from RefSeq and is a predicted model, not a curated record.